This is a messenger RNA of Panthera uncia (snow leopard), 1660 nucleotides long. It is a transcript of the gene AVPR2, whose product is annotated as arginine vasopressin receptor 2. The transcript is spliced from 3 exons. Gene Ontology annotation, biological process: G protein-coupled receptor signaling pathway; regulation of systemic arterial blood pressure by vasopressin; positive regulation of vasoconstriction. The record is from RefSeq and is a predicted model, not a curated record. Gene Ontology annotation, molecular function: vasopressin receptor activity; peptide binding. Gene Ontology annotation, cellular component: membrane. Lineage: Eukaryota; Metazoa; Chordata; Mammalia; Carnivora; Felidae. The coding region runs from base 1 to 1401 and encodes 466 amino acids.
AUGGAGAGCAGAUCCGAGCUCUCGGGCCACCUUCCGCGCCUGCCACUGCCCGGCUGCCCGGAGCCCAGACAGCCCAGCCAGGCUGCCGACGUGGGGAGGGGAGGGGAUGGCCCUGCGAGCUCCCGGGGAGGAGGGGGGAGGUUGGGAGACUUUGGCUGCCAGGAGCCGGGACACCGGAGGGAAGCAGGAGGCCCAGCUGGACGGCUGCUCAGGCCACUGGCUCCGCCUCUCCCGUCGGAACUUCCUCGGGCCCAGGUCCCCCUGCAGAGCGCACACCCUAACCUGGCCCUCUUCCUCCACCCCUGCCCAGCCGUGCCCCGGCCCCUCUCUCGACCCGUUCCACCUGGCAAUGGCAGCAAGGAGGAGCUGUCGGACACCCGGGACCCACUGCUGGCCCAGGCGGAAUUGGCCCUGCUCUCCACAGUCUUUGUGGCCGUGGCCCUGAGCAAUGGCUUGGUGCUGAGCGCCCUAGUGCGCCGGGGCCGGCGGGGUCGCUGGGCGCCCAUGCACGUCUUCAUUGGCCACUUGUGCCUGGCCGACCUGGCCGUGGCUCUGUUCCAAGUACUGCCCCAGCUGGCGUGGGAUGCCACCGACCGCUUCCGUGGGCCCGAUGCCCUGUGCCGGGCAGUCAAGUACCUGCAGAUGGUGGGCAUGUACGCCUCCUCCUACAUGAUCCUGGCCAUGACGCUGGAUCGCCACCGCGCCAUCUGCCGCCCCAUGCUGGCAUACCGCCACGGAGGCGGAGCCCGCUGGAACCGGCCGGUGCUGGUGGCCUGGGCCUUCUCGCUCAUUCUCAGCCUGCCCCAGCUCUUCAUCUUCGCCCAGCGUGACGUGGGAGACGGAACUGGGGUCCUUGACUGCUGGGCCCGCUUUGCUGAGCCCUGGGGCCUCCGAGCCUAUGUCACCUGGAUCGCCUUAAUGGUGUUCGUGGCACCUGCCCUGGGCAUCGCUGCCUGCCAGGUGCUCAUCUUCCGGGAGAUUCACGCCAGCCUGGUGCCGGGGCCGGCAGAGAGGGCCGGGGGCUGCCGUGGGGGGCGCCGGACAGGCAGUCCCAGUGAGGGGGCCCGGGUGUCAGCAGCCAUGGCCAAGACCGUGAGGAUGACGCUGGUGAUCGUGAUUGUGUACGUGCUGUGCUGGGCGCCCUUCUUCCUCGUGCAGCUGUGGUCGGCGUGGGACCCCGAGGCGCCCCGGGAAGGGCCCCCCUUUGUGCUGCUGAUGUUGCUGGCCAGCCUCAACAGCUGUACCAACCCCUGGAUCUACGCUGCCUUCAGCAGCAGCGUCUCCUCUGAGCUGCGCAGCCUGCUCUGCUGGGCCCGGAAGCGGGCCCCCCCCAGCCCGGGGCCCCCCGAGGAGUCCUGCGCCACCGGCAGCUCCUUCCUGGCCAAGGACACUUCCUCCUGACGAGCCAGGCGGUGCCUUCCUUCUAGAGGCUCUGCGACACUCAGCCACCCACCUGGAGCUGGCCCCGGGAGCCCCUGGGAAAAGGGGUCCCUCUGGGACUUGGCUGUGGGACUAAGAGCCAGAGGUCAGCUCCUUGGUGCUGGGUGUGGGGACAGGCUCCGGCGGCGGCAGCGCGGUGGCACAGGGCUCCCACCCCAGCCGGUGCCUUCCCGGAGAUGGAGGUCCCAAGGAGCCCAGGAGGAAGGAAAGGGGGCAGGGC